CUAAAGGUUUGUCACUUCCUAGUGUUGCGUUCAAUGACACUGCGUCGCGGUGUCAACUGUGACCUCGUCUGGUAUGACCAAAAGUCAUAGACAAGCAAACAACACGACUGCGCUGUUUGUUCUCUCGCUCGGUCAAAUGUGACAUGAAGGGCGAGAUAAUAUUUCAAGCGGUGAGGGACGACUGGCAGGUUGAGGUGAGUUUAUACGAGUGGGCACAAAUUUGGAGGAGAAGCAAAUUGGAACCAGCAGAGAACCCGGCAGCGAACCCCUCUGACCGAAUGAAUGGCCUCAAGACAGGGAGACAUGCCAGCUCUAGAAUCUGGAUCGUCAUCCGGACUCUUCGGUGCACUGUCGUUUCCGGUUGGACUGACCCGACAUAAUAUGUGCUACGACGAGCAAAUGGAUGUCCCGAUGCAUUCCCCACCUGCGGACUUUGCAGUUAACAGUUUAUGGACAGACCCCGUCAUCCCAAAUCACAAGUUCAGGAAGAUCACAGAGGAACGUGAGAAGAGUGGAAAGAUGACUGAGGGAUUGGAGCCAGCCAAGUCUCCAGUCCCCGUUGUGAAAGCCAAAGCCAGCUCUUUCAUGAGCUCUCUCACCAGAAAGCAGACCCAAGAGAACCUCCAAAGUUUUGAGCACCAGGCAGGGCUGACCGACACUGGGUACACCCCCCAUAAGGGCCUGUCUGCUGAGGAGACUCGCUUUCGCCGUCUGAUUGACGGCACACAACCCAAGCUGAAAAUGUCAAUCGGGGACUUCAAAGACGACAGGCUUACAACAUCAGCACAAUCCACUCCAAGUGGGACCCCCUGCGUCACCCCCUCGGUCACUCCGUCCGUCACCCCCUGCGUCAGUCCCCUCGCAUCACCUGCUGUCGCCCGCAGGAGCUGGUUCCAGCGGAAUCCUGUUCCCUUUCUCAGCUUAGAACCCAACAGUCCUGACCACACAACAGACAUGGGAGGAAACCAGGGAGGAGAAGACAGGUGGAGCUUCUUUGGGACUCGCUCAGUGGUACAGAAGUCCCCCACUCACCCAGGCUCUGAACCCAACUCAGGCUUUUCACUUCAGUCCUACUUUGGCCUGCAGAAGUCUUCGACCAUUGCAGGCACCGGGGGCCAGGACAGCCUCACCGUGGGGGACACUGCCAGCCUCAUGCCACCCAAGAUUGACAUUUCUGGCAUUGACCCCAAGCAGGUGCCCCCACGGCCACACAAACUUAAACCGCGGGACAUGAAUGUCUUAACACCUUCUAGCUUCUGACCAGACGCACAAUUACGUCUCUGUCCCCCUCAGUCAUGUGCUUCCCUGCCUUCCUUCGUCCCCUUGGCAGACCACCCACCCCUCUGUCAUAUCAGUUCACCGCCAUAGUAUUAGAUAUGACCGCACUGUUACUACUUCCAUGGGACUGCAGUCUUGCACUGUACUCCAAUUCUUCCAAGUAAUCGGAUCAAAUUAUGUGGAACAAAAUGUUCAAUAUCCCGCACAAGCAUAUUACCAUCGAUGUACAAUGACUUAUUUUAGUAGGAUGAUGCGUUGGCGUGCAUAAACAUGGCAUGAGAUUGAAGUGGUCAACCUUCUCUCUUUUUCAGAGCACAACCUCAUAGUAAAUUUGUUCUGUUGUAUUUUGUUAAGACAUCAAAGAUUUGUCCUCCCGCUUCGUGUUGGGUGUAAAAACUGACAGAAGCAAAAACAUGUACAUUCAGGACUACGACUUCAUGUUAAUGCAAUUCCCAUAGUUCAUAUUCUAAGUAUGUUGUGUGUGGAACCUUUUGUAUAGACUCACAAUAGAACUCAUGUUAAGAUACAAAGCAUUGCAGUGGUUGUUUUACAUUCAAUUUUGUAUUUUUUGUCAAAUCUACUGGUCCUUAAAGUUGUAUUGAAAAUUGGUAAUGAGUACUAAAUAAUUGCACAAGGGAGAUUUACCUCCUACUUGCACGUGUAAAUAAAUCUACAUAUGAA
Hippocampus zosterae (dwarf seahorse) is the source of this 1959-nucleotide messenger RNA. RefSeq names its product putative monooxygenase p33MONOX. The transcript is spliced from 9 exons. The record is from RefSeq and is a predicted model, not a curated record. NCBI's taxonomy places the organism in Eukaryota, Metazoa, Chordata, Actinopteri, Syngnathiformes, Syngnathidae. Gene Ontology annotation, cellular component: cytoplasm. The coding region runs from base 283 to 1260 and encodes 325 amino acids.